Hyaloscypha bicolor E is the source of this 1712-nucleotide messenger RNA. RefSeq names its product MFS general substrate transporter. NCBI's taxonomy places the organism in Eukaryota, Fungi, Ascomycota, Leotiomycetes, Helotiales, Hyaloscyphaceae. Gene Ontology annotation, molecular function: transmembrane transporter activity. Gene Ontology annotation, biological process: transmembrane transport. The transcript is spliced from 7 exons. Bases 173 to 1666 code for a protein of 497 amino acids. The record is from RefSeq and is a predicted model, not a curated record.
CUCCCUUCUGUCAUGAACAUCGGACAGAAAGACCUCUACUCUUUCUACUUUUCAACAAGCGGUCCGGACUAGCCGAAUAUCCAAAACACGUCAGGCAGCUGGAUGAUACACGUCAAGACUUCAGUCAUUGUCAACAUUCCCUCACCGUUAAUUUCAAUAUACAUCUCGAACUAUGAGCCACUCAACCUCUGAGAACGGCACCAAGCCAGUCAUCUCAGAAAACACACCUCUCCUCGGCAGCUCGACCAAUGAGCCUGUCAGCGAUGCCGAAAUCCUCAACCAUGAGGCCCACGAGAAUGGCGGUCCAAAACCGCAUCACGAGAAGCCCCUUCCCAAACUCCAAAUCUUUCUCCUCUGCUACGCCCGAAUAGUCGAGCCCAUCGCCUUCUUCGGCAUCUUCCCCUUCAUCAGCGAGAUGAUCUACAAGACUGGAAAUAUUGAGCAAACUGAUGUGGGGUUCUAUACUGGCCUCAUUGAAGCAAUGUUCUCAUUCACGCAAAUGAUGCUGAUGAUUCAAUGGGGUCGUGCUGCGGAUCGCAUUGGAAGGAAGCCAGUCCUUGUUUUCUCCCUUGCUGGGAUGGCGAUCGCGACGGCUAUCUUUGGGCUCAGCAAGAGUAUUUGGCAGAUGGUGCUUUUCAGAUGUUGCGCUGGAGUCUUUGCGGGGACUAUUGUGACUGUGAGAGCGAUGAUCACGGAGAACAGCACCAAAGAGACACAGGCGAGAGCAUUUAGCUUAUUUGCUUUCAGUGGAAACCUGGGAAUCUUUCUUGGGCCUAUGCUCGGCGGUGCACUGGCAGAUCCAGCAAUGCAGAUAGGAGGAAUUUUCAGGCGCAUUGAUUUCUUCACCAAAUAUCCGUAUGCUCUGCCAACAUUUAUUUCCGGCAUAGUCGGAGCAAGUGCUGCUAUCUUGUGUGCUCUCUUCGUUAAGGAGACACUGAAGCGGAAAGUCAAGGGGGAUGAAUCGUCGGCCGAAGCUCCUAUGUCAACGAUGGAGCUGAUCAAAAGCCCCGGUGUGCCUAUGGUGCUCUUCCUCUACGGCCAUGUCAUGCUCCUUGGUCUCGCUUACACUGCCGUGGCACCAGUUUUCUGGUUCACCGACAUCGAUUUGGGUGGCUACGGUUUCUCGCCUAGGCAAAUAUCCUUCUUCAUCGGCGGCGGCGGACUCGCUCAAGCCAUCUGGCUCCUCUUCGCCUUCCCAAUGUUACAACGCAGAUACGGUACUGGAGCCGUGUUGCGCGGCUGCCUUUCUGUGUGGCCUAUAUUCUUUGCGUCUGCGCCGCUAUGUAAUAUGUUCUUGAGGAAUGGAUGGACGACUGGUUUCUGGAUCAUCGCGCCAGUACUCCAGAUUGGGGGGAGUGGGGUUGCUAUGGCAUUCACUGGUGUCCAACUCGCACUGAACGAUAUCUCGCCGUCUCCGUCCACACUCGGAACUUUGAAUGGUGUGGCACUCACUAUGACUGCCGGUAUCCGGACCGUCGGACCAGCGAUCUUCACGAGUCUCUUUGCUACCGGAGCGAGGACUCAAGUUCUGAACGGGUAUCUUGUUUGGGUUGUGUUGAUUUCUGUUGCGAUUGCCGGGUCGGCGGCAGUGAGGUAUCUGCCAGAAAAGGCGGAAGGUAAGUUGAAGGACGUUAACGAAGGUGAGGAUGAAGACAUUAUACGAUGAAAUCUAUGACACCUACGAGAGACAUAUUUGCAUUAUACGCGUGGGC